AGCUGCCACAUUUGACCUUGGGUUAAAGCACUGAAGCUUUCACCAUUCUCUGCUUCCAGUAAGGCAAAAAUAGAAUAGCUAUGGGAGACGCUGAAAUGGCAGUGUUCGGGGCUGCAGCUCCUUAUCUGCGGAAGUCAGAAAAGGAGCGCUUGGAGGCACAGACUCGUCCAUUCGACAUGAAGAAGGAAUGUUUUGUGCCUGAUCCUGUAGAGGAGUUUGUUAGGGCUACCGUCACCAGUCGUGAAGGAGACAAAGUGACUGUGCAAACAGAGACAGGGAAGACACAAAGUUUCAAGGACAGCCAGAUUCUGCAACAGAAUCCUCCCAAAUUUGACAAAAUUGAAGACAUGGCCAUGCUGACUUUUCUUCAUGAGCCAGCUGUGUUAUUUAAUCUCAAAGAGCGUUACGCGGCGUGGAUGAUCUAUACAUAUUCAGGGCUGUUCUGUGUCACUGUCAACCCCUACAAAUGGCUGCCAGUGUAUAAUCAGGAAGUGGUUAUAGCCUACAGGGGCAAGAAGAGGAGUGAAGCUCCUCCUCACAUAUUCUCCAUUUCUGAUAAUGCCUAUCAGUAUAUGUUAGCAGACCGUGAAAACCAGUCAAUCCUGAUCACUGGAGAAUCUGGUGCUGGGAAGACCGUAAACACCAAGAGAGUCAUUCAGUACUUUGCCAGCAUUGCAGCAAGUGGCACAAAGAAGGAUGCAGCUGCUCAAAAUAAGGGGACUCUGGAAGAUCAAAUCAUCCAAGCUAACCCUGCACUGGAGGCUUUUGGCAAUGCCAAGACUAUCAGAAAUGAUAAUUCUUCCAGAUUUGGUAAGUUCAUCAGAAUCCACUUUGAUACCAGAGGGAAACUGGCAUCAGCUGACAUUGAAACAUAUCUUCUGGAAAAGUCUCGUGUGAUCUUUCAGCUCAAGGCAGAGAGAGACUAUCACAUUUUCUAUCAAAUCUUGUCAAACAAGAAACCUGAGAUACUUGAGAUGCUACUGGUGACACAAAACCCCUAUGACUAUGCAUUCAUCUCUCAGGGAGAAACUACAGUUGCUUCUAUCAAUGAUGCUGAUGAGUUAAUGGCAACAGAUAAUGCUUUUGAUGUACUAGGCUUCACACAAGAGGAAAAAAAUUCAGUGUACAAACUAACUGGAGCUAUUAUGCACUAUGGUAAUAUGAAAUUCAAGCAGAAGCAGCGUGAAGAGCAGGCGGAACCUGAUGGAACUGAAGAUGCAGACAAAGCUGCCUAUUUAAUGGGCCUGAACUCUGCUGAGCUUCUUAAGGGUUUGUGUCAUCCACGGGUGAAAGUAGGAAAUGAGUGGGUGACCAAAGGACAAAAUGUCCAACAGGUGUAUUAUGCUGUUGGCGCCCUGUCCAAAGCCGUGUAUGAGAAAAUGUUCGUCUGGAUGGUAGCAAGAAUCAACCAGUCCCUGGAAACAAAGCAACCACGGCAGUACUUCAUUGGUGUACUGGACAUUGCUGGCUUUGAGAUUUUUGAUUUUAACACCUUUGAGCAGCUCUGCAUUAACUUUACGAAUGAGAAACUGCAACAAUUUUUCAACCAUCACAUGUUUGUGCUGGAACAAGAGGAGUACAAGAAAGAAGGUAUAGAGUGGGAAUUCAUUGACUUUGGCAUGGAUUUGCAGGCCUGUAUUGACCUGAUUGAGAAGCCCAUGGGUAUCAUGUCCAUCCUUGAAGAGGAAUGCAUGUUCCCCAAAGCCACAGAUGCCACCUUCAAAGCAAAGCUUUAUGACAACCACCUAGGGAAAUCCAGCAACUUCCAGAAACCAAGGAUCGUAAAGGGCAAGGCAGAGGCUCACUUUGCCCUGGUUCACUAUGCUGGCACUGUAGACUACAACAUCAACAACUGGCUCGUAAAGAACAAGGAUCCACUAAAUGAAACUGUGGUUGGACUAUACCAGAAAUCUUCAUUGAAGCUACUGGCUUACUUGUUUGCAAACUAUAUUGGUGCAGACUCAGCUAUGUCUGAUGCUACUAGUGGCAAAAAAGAAAAGAAGAAGAAAGGAUCAUCUUUCCAGACAGUGUCUGCACUUCACAGGGAAAAUCUCAAUAAGCUAAUGACAAACCUGCGCUCAACCCAUCCACACUUUGUACGCUGCAUCAUCCCCAAUGAGACCAAGACUCCUGGUGCAAUGGACAACCCCCUGGUUAUGCAUCAGCUACGCUGUAAUGGUGUGCUGGAAGGCAUCAGAAUCUGCAGAAAGGGUUUCCCCAACAGAAUCCUGUAUGGGGAUUUCAAACAGAGGUAUCGCAUCCUGAACCCAUCUGCCAUCCCAGAAGGUCAAUUCAUAGAUAGCAGGAAGGGGGCAGAGAAACUGUUGGCUUCACUUGAUAUAGAUAUCCAACAAUAUAGGUUUGGGCAUACAAAGGUGUUUUUCAAAGCAGGUCUGUUGGGUCAGUUAGAGGAAAUGAGAGAUGAGCGACUAUCUAAAAUAAUCACAGGAAUUCAAGCUAGGUCUCGUGGCCUUCUCUCAAGAAUUGAAUACCAGAAGAUGGUGGAACGCAGGGAUGCCUUACUUGUUAUCCAGUGGAAUGUGCGUGCAUUCAUGGCUGUCAAGAAUUGGCCAUGGAUGAAGCUGUUUUUUAAGAUUAAACCAUUAUUGAGGUCUGCUGAAGCAGAGAAGGAAAUGGCUAACAUGAAAGAGGAGUUUUUGAAACUCAAAGAGGCUUUUGCAAAGUCUGAAGCUCGUAAGAAAGAACUUGAGGAGAAAAUGGUCUCUCUUCUCCAAGAAAAGAAUGAUCUCCAGCUUCAAGUUCAGGCGGAGCAAGACAAUCUCUGUGAUGCUGAGGAAAGGUGUGAAGGGCUGAUAAAAAACAAGAUCCAAAUGGAAGCCAAAAUUAAAGAACUAACUGAGAGGCUGGAGGAUGAGGAGGAGAUUAAUGCAGAGCUAACAGCCAAAAAGAGAAAGCUGGAGGAUGAGUGUUCUGAGCUCAAAAAAGACAUUGAUGAUCUUGAGUUGACUCUGGCUAAAGUGGAGAAGGAGAAGCAUGCUACAGAAAAUAAGGUGAAGAAUCUGACUGAAGAAAUGGCAGCUCUGGAUGAAAUCAUAGCUAAGCUAACAAAGGAGAAAAAAGCCCUGCAGGAAGCACAUCAACAAACCUUGGAUGACCUACAGAGUGAGGAGGACAAAGUCAACACCCUCACUAAAGCCAAAGUUAAAUUAGAGCAGCAAGUGGAUGAUUUAGAAGGAUCUCUUGAGCAAGAAAAGAAGGUUCGUAUGGAUCUUGAAAGGGCAAAGAGAAAACUAGAAGGUGACUUAAAGUUGACCCAAGAAAGUAUAAUGGACCUCGAAAAUGACAAACAACAACUGGAGGAACGUCUUAAGAAGAAAGACUUUGAAAUCACCCAGCUUAACAGUAAAAUUGAGGAUGAACAAGCUGUGAUUGCCCAACUACAGAAAAAAAUGAAGGAGCUACAGGCACGAGUUGAAGAACUUGAAGAAGAACUUGAGGCAGAAAGAGCUGCCAGGGCCAAGGUAGAGAAACAGAGGGCAGACUUGGCCAGAGAGCUGGAGGAGAUAAGUGAGAGACUGGAAGAGGCUGGAGGAGCUACUGCUGCUCAGAUUGAGAUGAACAAAAAAAGGGAGGCUGAGUUCCAGAAACUACGCAGAGACCUUGAAGAGGCCACUCUACAUCAUGAAGCCACAGCUGCCACAUUGAGAAAGAAACAAGCUGACAGUGUGGCUGAACUGGGAGAGCAGAUAGAUAAUCUUCAGAGAAUCAAACAAAAACUGGAGAAAGAGAAGAGUGAGCUUAAAUUGGAACUGGAUGAUGUGGUCUCCAGUAUGGAACAGAUUGUCAAAUCCAAAACUAACCUGGAGAAGGUAAGCAGGACUCUGGAGGACCAGCUGAAUGAAUUUCGAAACAAGUGUGAGGAAAACCAAAGGUCUCUCAAUGAUUUUGCAACUCAGAAGGCAAAGCUUCAGGCUGAGAAUGAUGAACUUUCAAGACAGAUAGAAGAAAAAGAAUCCCUAAUCUUUCAACUUACAAGGGGAAAACACUCCUACAGUCAACAGCUUGAAGAUUUGAAAAGGCAGCUUGAAGAAGAAGUCAAGGCCAAGAAUGCUCUUGCUCAUGCAGUGCAAUCUUGCCGGCAUGAUUUAGAUCUUCUCAGAGAACAGUAUGAGGAGGAACAAGAGGCCAAAGGAGAACUGCAGCGUAGUUUAUCUAAGGCUAAUGCUGAGGUGGCCCUAUGGAGAACCAAGUAUGAAACUGAUGCCAUCCAGAGGACCGAGGAACUAGAAGAAGCCAAGAAGAAAUUGGCUCAGCGUUUGCAGGAUGCAGAAGAGGCUGUGGAAGCAGUCAAUGCUAAAUGUUCUUCUCUUGAGAAGACAAAACACAGGCUUCAGAAUGAGAUUGAAGAUCUCAUGGUGGAUAUGGAGCGAUCCAAUGCAGCUGCUGCAGCCUUGGACAAAAAACAAAGAAACUUUGAUAAGGUCCUUGCUGAUUGGAAGCAGAAAUAUGAGGAGUCUCAAUGUGAGCUAGAAAGUUCCCAGAAGGAAGCCAGAUCCAUGAGCACUGAACUUUUCAAGCUGAAGAACUCUUAUGAGGAAUCUUUGGAUCAUUUGGAGACCCUUAAAAGAGAGAACAAGAUUCUCCAAGAGGAAAUAACCGAUUUAACCGAGCAACUUGGUGAAGGUGGGAAGACAGUUCAUGAACUAGAGAAGGUCAGAAAACAGCUGGAGCAAGAAAAAUCUGAAAUCCAAGCUGCCCUCGAGGAGGCAGAGGGCUCUUUAGAGCAUGAAGAGAGUAAAAUCCUAAGAGCCCAGCUGGAAUUUAACCAGAUAAAGGCUGAUCUUGAACGUAAGCUGACUGAAAAGGAUGAGGAAAUGGAACAGUCAAAAAGAAACUUAAUGAGGACCAUUGACACCCUGCAAACAUCUUUGGAGGCAGAGACUCGUAACAGGAACGAGGCUCUCAGAGUAAAGAAGAAGAUGGAAGGAGAUCUGAAUGAGAUGGAGAUUCAGCUAAGUCAAGCCAACAGACAAGCUGCAGAGGCCCAAAAACAACUGAAGAGCCUCCAUUCUAAUCUUAAGGAUUGCCAAAUUCAGCUGGAUGACUCUCUACGUGCCAGUGAUGAUCUGAAGGAGAAUGUUGCCAUUGUAGAGAGACGUAAUGUUCUGCUGCAGGCAGAACUUGAGGAGCUCAGAAAUGUACUAGAGCAAACUGAGAGAGGACGAAAACUUGCUGAACAAGAACUCCUUGAUGUCAGCGAGAGAGUGCAGCUUCUGCAUUCCCAGAAUACAGGCCUACUGAACCAAAAGAAGAAACUAGAAGCUGAUAUAUCCCAACUUCAGACUGAAGUGGAAGAGGCAAUACAGGAGUGCAGAAAUGCUGAAGAAAAAGCAAAAAAGGCCAUCACUGAUGCUGCCAUGAUGGCAGAGGAACUUAAGAAGGAGCAGGAUACCAGUGCCCACUUGGAGCGCAUGAAGAAGAACAUGGAGCAAACGAUCAAGGACCUGCAGCACCGUUUGGAUGAAGCAGAACAAAUUGCCAUGAAGGGGGGCAAGAAACAAGUGCAGAAGCUGGAGGCCAGGGUAAGAGAGCUGGAGAGUGAACUUGAAGCAGAGCAGAAGAGAAGUGGUGAAUCUGUGAAGGGAAUUCGCAAAUAUGAACGUCGCAUUAAAGAGCUUUCCUACCAGACUGAAGAGGACCAAAAGAACAUAGCCCGUCUUCAAGAUUUAGUGGACAAGCUGCAACUUAAAGUUAAGGCCUACAAGAGAUCUGCUGAAGAUGCUGAGGAACAGGCAAAUGUUCAUCUUGGAAAGUUCCGCAAAUUGCAGCAUGAGCUAGAUGAAGCUGUGGAGAGGGCUGACAUUGCUGAGUCCCAGGUCAACAAAAUGCGUGCAAAGAGUCGUGAGCCAGGCUCAAAGAAAGGGUUUGAUGAAGAGUGAAGCUGUGGACCAUCUCUGAAAUCACUUGUAUUGGCAGCCUUUAGCAGUAAUUCAUCUGUACUGUCCUGCCUCACAAAAUAAAGUCAUCACACAAUGCAGUCA
Molecule: messenger RNA, 6002 nt
Organism: Colossoma macropomum (tambaqui)
Lineage: Eukaryota; Metazoa; Chordata; Actinopteri; Characiformes; Serrasalmidae
Product: myosin-7-like
Exons: 39
Coding region: 81-5900 (1939 amino acids)
Cellular component (GO): myosin complex
Molecular function (GO): cytoskeletal motor activity; actin filament binding; ATP binding
Source: RefSeq, a predicted model, not a curated record